Molecule: messenger RNA, 2721 nt
Organism: Cryptosporidium muris RN66
Lineage: Eukaryota; Apicomplexa; Conoidasida; Eucoccidiorida; Cryptosporidiidae
Product: glycogen phosphorylase, putative
Exons: 1
Coding region: 1-2721 (906 amino acids)
Biological process (GO): glycogen catabolic process
Cellular component (GO): cytoplasm
Molecular function (GO): glycogen phosphorylase activity; pyridoxal phosphate binding
Source: RefSeq, a predicted model, not a curated record
AUGGGUGAUAGCGUCUUUGUUCAUGAAGGUUACAAUUUCGAGAUGAGGAGAAAGGCCUCAUUCUCAAAGCUAACUGGUGCUGUUCCUAGAGGAAUGGUUGGUAUGUAUCAAGAUGAUUUUGAUCCCACUGCUGAUUCAAGGAGAGAAAAAUUGUGGCGUUUAAUGCAGAUCUAUUUACCAACUGAUAGUGAGUCUAUCCAAAAAUCAAUUGUUAAUCAUGUUGAGUAUACAUUAGCAUGUACAAGAUUUAAUUUUGAUGAUAAUGCUGCCUAUAGAGCGACAGCAUUCAGCAUUAGAGAUAGGCUCAUUGAAAAUUUAAAUGAUACUAAUGAAUAUUUUACUGAAACAGACUGCAAACGAUGUUAUUACCUCAGCUUAGAAUUUUUGCUGGGACGAGCGAUGCAGAAUGCAUUAGUAAACUUAGAUAUUGAGGAUAACUAUAAAAAGUCAUUAUUUGGUUUAGGGUAUAGUUUGGAGAAUUUAUAUGAAAACGAACAUGAUGCUGCAUUGGGAAAUGGUGGAUUAGGUCGCUUAGCAGCCUGUUUUCUUGAUUCUCUUGCAACAAAGAAUUUUCCUGGGUGGGGUUAUGGAAUCCGUUAUACAUAUGGAAUAUUUGAACAAAAAAUUGUACAAGGUCGCCAAUUUGAAUAUCCUGAUUAUUGGUUAGUACAAUCAAAUCCAUGGGAGAUAGAGAGACAAGAUGUGACAUAUGGGGUGAGAUUUUAUGGAAAAGUUCGUGAAUUUGAAGAGUAUGGAAAGAAGAAGUAUCGAUGGGUAGAUGGUGAAGUGAUUCAAGCAGUCGCAUAUGAUAAUCCAAUACCAGGGUUCGAUACAUAUAAUUGCAUAAAUCUGCGUCUUUGGAAAGCAACACCUUCAAAAGAGUUUGAUUUUUCAGCUUUUAAUGAAGGUAAAUAUGUCGAUGCAGUAUGUGGACGUCAAAGAGCAGAUUAUAUUACAGCUGUGUUAUACCCAAAUGACAAUACAGACCAGGGUAAAGAACUACGACUAAAGCAACAAUACUUUUUUGUAUGUGCGACUAUGCAAGAUAUAUUACGCAGAUUUAAGAAGACUGGAUCGGUUAACUGGAAAGACCUACCAAAAAAGGUAUCUUGUCAAUUAAAUGAUACUCAUCCAACAAUAGCAAUUGCAGAGAUGAUGCGCAUACUGAUAGAUGUUGAGGAUUUAGAAUGGGAUUUUGCAUGGGAUAUUACAUGUCAAUGCUUUAAUUAUACAAAUCAUACAGUUUUACCUGAAGCUCUAGAAAAGUGGAGUGCUGCGUUAAUAAAUCGUCUAUUACCUAGACAUUUGAUGAUUAUUAAUGAAAUAAAUCAUAGAUUUUUGAAUGACGUACGUAAUGUUAUGGGUGAUGGUCCAUGGAUAUCAAAGAUGUCCAUCUAUGAGGAAGGUUGGGAUAAGAAAAUCCGUAUGGCAAAUUUAGCUGUAAUAGGAAGCGCUAAAGUUAAUGGAGUUGCCGUUCUGCAUACUGAGAUUGUUAAAAAAGACCUUUUUUCUGAUUUCGUAGAAUAUUAUUCUAGGAAAGGUAUUUCAGACAAAUUUGUCAAUAUUACUAAUGGAGUAACACCUAGAAGAUGGAUUAAUUGUUCAAAUCCUGAAUUAUCGCACUUAAUAUCAAGUUGGCUUGGAUCUGAUAGCUGGUUAACAAAUUUCGAUAUGAUACAGAGUUUACAAAACAAUAUUGAUGAUGAAGGGUUACAGAAAGAGUGGGCUGAAGUAAAGUUACAUAACAAACAGAGACUUGCAAGAUGGGUUGAGGUUAAUACUGGAUAUAAAGUAGAUACGAAUAUGCUAUUUGAUAUACAAGUUAAAAGGAUUCAUGAAUACAAACGGCAAUUACUUAAUGUAUUUUAUAUUAUUCAUAGAUACUUAAUGCUAAAGAAACUUUCUACUAAUGAAAGGAAAAAAGUAGUUCCUAGGUGCUGCUUUUUUGGUGGAAAAGCUGCACCUGGAUAUGCAGUCGCAAAAUCAGCAAUUAAAAUGAUAAAUAACCUUUCAGUUGUGAUCAACAAUGAUCCUGACACCAAGGAAUACCUAAUGUGCAUAUUUCUACCGAAUUAUAAUGUGAGUAAUGCUCAAGUUAUUAUUCCAGCCUCUGAUAUUUCUCAACACAUAUCAACUGCCGGAACAGAAGCCUCUGGUACAAGUAAUAUGAAGUUUGUCAUGAAUGGAGGUUUAAUACUAGGGACUUUGGAUGGUGCAAAUGUGGAAAUUAAAGAGGAAUGUGGAGAUGAUACUAUAUUUAUAUUUGGUGCACUAGAGCAUCAAGUAUCUGAAAUCAGAGCACAGGCAGCAAAUGGUAACUACCACAUUGAUGAGAGAUUGCAAGAAGUUUUUAACUUCAUACGAACUGGGGGGAUAAUGCUUGGAGAUGGGAAAGCUCAAGGUGAAUUUUGCGAUAUAAUUGAUAGAAUAUCCUCUAAUGGCAAUGGAUAUGUUGGAGAUCACUAUUUAUUGUGCUAUGAUUUCCCGUUAUAUUGUAAAGCACAAGAGAAAGUUGAUGAAGCCUACAAGAACAAAAAGGAAUGGGUAAAGACCUGUAUAAAAGCUACAUCAUCUAUGGGAAAGUUCUCUACUGACAGAACAAUUGAGGAAUAUGCAACUUUAAUAUGGGGGCUAGAGCCAUGUGAAAGGCCAGCUCCAGAAUCAUGUCAUAGGUUAUCUAUCUGUUCUCAGUCAUCAGAUCGAACUGCGACUAAAAAAUAA